Molecule: messenger RNA, 2132 nt
Organism: Puccinia graminis f. sp. tritici CRL 75-36-700-3
Lineage: Eukaryota; Fungi; Basidiomycota; Pucciniomycetes; Pucciniales; Pucciniaceae
Exons: 5
Coding region: 141-1967 (608 amino acids)
Cellular component (GO): small-subunit processome
Molecular function (GO): protein binding; snoRNA binding
Source: RefSeq, a predicted model, not a curated record
GCCCGAUACCACAUAUUCUAUCAUCAGCAACAAUAUCACGAACGAAACGCCUGGAACCUCACCAAGAUAGGCACUUCGAAGGAAAAAUCGAAAAUCAGUCAAGAAGUCUUCAAAACGAGGUUCCCUAGAUACCAACAGACAUGCCCAAUAUUGCGGACCCGUUUUUCAAAUCAGUAGAUCACACCAGUACCAAGCGUAAACGACCGAAUCGUAAGAAAUCAACAAUCCAAACCAACAAAUCGAAGAGCAAUCAUAAAAAUCAAUCAGAUAACAAAAAGAGUAAAAAGAAAAAUGAACUCGAUGAAGAGAUAGAAGAAAAUCUAGACGGCGAUGGCGAUGGCGAUGAUGGCCUUUCAGCCGAUUUGAAUGAUGAUGACGCAGGAGGAGAAUCCGAGGAGGACGAGGACUUGGAACAUGAAACUCCUGCCCAGAAAAGAUUGCGGUUGGCACAAGUUUAUCUCGAUCGACUCCAAGCAAGUAAACAACCCGAGGAAGGUACCUUUGACGCCGCUGAGAUUGAUAGGGAGAUCAUUUCUUCACGACUUCAGCAAGAUUAUCUUGAAACCACAGGCAAACUAUAUACGUAUCUGGGCGAAAAGCUGAAAACAGCGUUUGAAAAUUCGACUUGCAAGCUGACUAGUUGGAAAACUGGAAAGCAGCACCACCGAUUACCUGUAACUUGCGCAAAGCUUAAUAAGGACGGCUCCCAUCUAUAUGUGGCGGACAAGCAGGGAAAAAUUGUACAGUAUGAUUGCAGUCAGAUUUGGACCUUUUCCCCGCCUGUGGACACUACGCAAUCAACACUCCACGCUGGAGUCAUUCGACCUCUGAGGGUAAUGCAAAAUCACGUUCCACCGAAAUCUUCAGAUCUAGAGAAAUUUCAAAAGAAGCAAGAGUCUAAAAAGAUCAAAUCUCUAUCUAACGCGGCACCUGGAACUCAAGAUGGACACAUCGGCGAAAUCCUGACAAUCGACAUCACGGAAGAUGAGACAAUUUUAGCGAGUGGAGGCAAAGACAAGCUGGUCGGCGUUUGGGAUUUGACUGAUAGCCAGUCAUCCAAAUGGAAGACUGGUCUUCGAGGCCACAAGGAUGUGAUUUCAUCGAUUUCCUUUCAAGCGGGAACACCCACUCUCUACUCGGCGUCGUAUGAUAGAAUGAUCAAAGUAUUCAACCUCGAAAGCCUGACGUAUUCCGAAACCUUAUUCGGUCACCAAGACCGAAUCCACUCGAUCUCUGCGCUUCGCAACGAGUUUGUGGUCUCUGCUGGUGGUCGAGACCGGACCUGUCGGUACUGGAAAAUCGUGGACGAGAGUCAAUUGGUUUUCAGAGGCGGUGGGAACAGCAAGAUGAGAGACCUGAUCGACGGCGUUGGAUUCGACCCGAACGAAGAGCCAGACGAUCCGAAAUCCAAGAAACCCAGACCAACAACAACCGCCAGCUACGCAGAGGGCUCCAUUGACUGUGUCUGUAUGGUUGAUGAUAAGUUGUUCCUUAGUGGUGGCGACAGCGGUUCGAUUUGUCUAUGGACAACUAGCAAAAAGAAACCCGUAUUCACUGAAUCUCUAGCGCAUGGGGCCGAGGCGAUAACAGUGACGGGAACGACCAACGAAAUUAUCAAUCAACCGCGAUGGGUUACCGCCCUAUAUUGCAUCCCAUACAGCGAUUUAUUUCUCUCGGGCUCAUGGGAUGGACUGGUCAAGAUAUGGAGACUAGUCAAAGGAGACAGGGGCUCAACAGACAUCAAGAAGUUCGAGUUCCUUGGUCAAAUAGAUGUCGGCCUCCAAUCACCCGGCUUUGUCAACAGCUUACACGCCAUCAUCCUUUCGAAUGAGGGCGAUAAUCAUCGCGAAUCCGUCCCCAAAAAGCUGCUUAUCUCCACAGGUCUUGGACAAGAACAUCGGCUAGGUCGAUGGAAAAAACUCGCUCAUGCCAAAAAUCAUUGCCUUCUCACUUUAAUAGAGUUUUAAAUGCCUCCUAAUCUUAUAUCGACAAACUUAACAUCUACAAUUUUUUUUUUUUCAUCAACGUAUCCCUUUUGUUUUUUCGGAAGCUGCAAAUUGUAAUAGAAAUGUCCUUUCUUUUUUUUUUUUUUUUAGUUUUCUUGAUAUCAUGUGAAUGCAACUUCACUAUCU